Mus musculus (house mouse) is the source of this 6895-nucleotide messenger RNA. It is a transcript of the gene Zfp983, whose product is annotated as zinc finger protein 983. The record is from RefSeq and is a predicted model, not a curated record. Gene Ontology annotation, cellular component: nucleus. Lineage: Eukaryota; Metazoa; Chordata; Mammalia; Rodentia; Muridae. Gene Ontology annotation, biological process: regulation of DNA-templated transcription. Bases 3087 to 4469 code for a protein of 460 amino acids. The transcript has 7 exons.
ACCAUGAGCAGAGAGGUAAAGAGAAAAGAAGAUGCCUUGGGUUAGAUGAAUAAUGAGACAGUGGUCACGAGGACGGACCAAUUGGAUAAGAGUAGCCAAGGAGAAAGGUGGCAAAUUAUAUCACGGAGGUAUUGACAGAAAAUAAACAAAAUUCCUUAGAGGGUUGAUAUCUGCUCAGCUCUAAUGCUUUAAAGCUUAUUAUAAAUAUAAAGGUUUUGUGUUUUUUAUUUGGGAAGUAAAUGAUCUAAGGCAAGGUAGAAACUCCCAAUUAAUAUUUACUACAACAUUUGGAAAACCAACAUGUGACACAAACUUCCUUUAAUCUAAAUUAUUUCAGUUUUGCAGAUAAAAGGCAUGUUAUCCCUUUAAGAUAAAAGCCAUGAUGGCAGCUAGGAACGAAAGAGAAAUGAUUCCUUGCCAAUGUUGGGUUUUCCCCUAGCUAUGUGGUCAGGGUUCCGAGUACAGGUUAGAAUGCAUGCUGUUUUGCUGAGCGUGAUUCCAGGGUUUCAUAUCUCAGGCUAAGAAAGAAAGAGCUGUGCCCCCCAGAGCUGACAGCGGGCCAGGCAGCAGAGACCAUGGGCUACAAAUCAUAGGCUUGAACGCCAGCCCUUUCCUAGACACUGCCUCUGAACCAUAGCUUUUUAAGCUGGGGACUGAUGUUUGCCUAGUCAGGGGUUCGGGGGUUGGAGGUGCAAGGCUAAAUGCCUCUGCUGUGCAGUUAGUCCAUCAAUCACUCUAAGAGCUGGCUGCAUGCCUCCUGUAGCCAAUAGUUACAGUGAGUCACCAAAGUCUCCAUAAAAUGUGGGGCUCCCACAGGGAGACUAAUGACAACUCCUGACUCUUGAUAUUAGCUCUUUCUAAAGCAGAUAAUGAGUCCAGCAUGGUGGCACAUGUCUGUAACCUUAGCAUGCUAGAGCCAGAGUAGGUUCAUCUCAGUGAAUUCAAGGCCAACUUAUCUUGCAAAACAACAACAAAGUCAACAAAAACAAAAAUCCCAUAAGAUACUGAUGCUACCAAGCAAUAAAUUACAGACUGAUGUAAUCAUUUAAACUGUUGCCUUUAAAAACAGGUUUACAUGGCAAAAUCCUGUCCUGAAUGAAUGAAUGAAUGAAUCCUCCCAAUCUUUCUAUUAUUAACUAUUUUACACUCACAUAUACAUGUAUAUACACACAGAAUGUGUGUGUGCAUUUGUGCGCUCACAUCAAAUACUGCCCACUCUCAUCUCCUACCUCUCCACUAUCCUGGUUCACAAUUCCAACAGUCACUCUACUGUGUCCAUAUCUAUUCAUAUUGCUUGUGAUCCACUGAGAUGAACCAGAGCCAUUUGUGAGACUGUGGGUUUGGAGCCUGAUGUGUGCUGGACCCUGAUAUGCUAAAGGCACAUCACUCUUCUAGAAUCUAUGAAUCUAUCCAUAGUCAACAUCUGAGAGGUUGUGUGUGCCAUUCCCUAACCUACACUGACUGUGGUCUUGUGUGAGGCCAGUGCACAUAAAGACAGCUGCUGUUGGUUACUGAUUACAAUAGUUGUAUGGUCUGGAGAAUGCUGUGUCGUGUCUUAGCCUUUCCCCUCCUUUUUCCCUUCUUAUUUCCUAACCACCUCUUCUUCCUUGGUGGUGUCCCCAGAGGUAGAGAUUGAUGGUGUAGCUGACGGCUUAAGUUUUACUUAUUUUCUCUAUCAGGAUAGUCAAGAGUCUCUGCACCCAUCACUCUAUUAAAAAAGGAAGGAAAGAAGGAAGGAAGGAACGACAGAAGGAAGAAAUUCUAUAUUUUCUCUCAAAGGACUUUAAGUAUGAGUCAUAGAAGGCUAAUGUCUUUCUGAGUUAGUGAACUGGCAAGUCUGCCUUCUUGUGGUGAAAGCAGUACACUGCGGGGUGAAUUCUGCCUUGGGCUGGUAGCAAAAGCUACCAGAUCUCUGACUUAAGUUCUUUAAAUGUCUCUCCCUAAGUCAGAAUUUCAGUAUUUUGGCUUCUCAUGUUUGUGUGUUGGGAUGGGAGAGCCUGUUGCUGUUUGGUAUGAACUAUGUAGCCCAGAGGCUGGUUGUCAAGUCCAGGUGUCAGGCUAUCUUGGAUAUAAAGGGUUCAAAACUCACUGUGUGUGUCAAACAUUGGGUGCACAGCCUCCUAGCAGGUCCACUUCUCACUUCUGGUCUAGGCUGGCAGCAAGCAUGAGGGGAGACUGUUCAGCCUGACAUCUGGAGCUGUGUGGAAGGCAGCUUGACACAGAAUGGGAGGGAGCUAUCUCCGUAAGGCGGGGCCACUUACCCGGAAACAGAGGGUGUGAGGAUGUGGCCUGUUGAGGCGGGUGUGUGAUGUAGAAAAGUGUUCAGAGUGGGAGGAGUUAGGGGGUGACGUAAACGGAAGCUGGGAACCGGCUGAUGAGGCCUGGGUAGUUGUACUGAGAGCCAAAGCCUGAGUGUCAAUGACCUGUUCAGGUGCAGAGCAAGCAGGCCUGCACCGUGGGGAAUCAUGUGGUGCAGACCUGGGGUCAGAACACAGGGUGGACUUCGGGGAAGGUAAAACUCGGGGCUGACGUGGGCGCCGCGCGGGGAAUGGUGGGGAAGUCUGCAGUGCAGCAGCUGGACCCGCCUCCCUACCGCCCUGGAUCCUCCCAGCCACUGGUGUGACUGUGGACUUCCAGAAGAACAGGCAGUGUCAGGACCCUUCUGGGAAGGCCUUGUUGCAGAAUUUCAGCACUCUGGUUUGUGUGGGGUUCACUGAUCACCCAGACCUGCUUAUCUGUGGAAACCUAGAAGGUGGAGAGGGAGGAGACAGUACCUAAGGAUCCAGGUUGUGAUGGUUUGUAUAUGGUUGGCCCAGGGAGUGGCAUUUUUUGGAGGUGUGGCCUUCUUGAUGUAGGUAUGCCACUAUAGGCUUGGGCUUUAAAACCUUCAUCAUAGCUGCCUGGAAGCCAGUCUUCUAGCUACGUUCAGAUGAAGAGAAGAACUCUUAGAUCCUCUUGCACGAUGCCUGCCUGGACACUGUCAAACCCCCACCUUGAUGAUAAUGAACUGAACUUCUGAACCUGACCACAAACCAGCUAUUCAUUGUUCCUAAAAGAGAAAUUAAGAGAAGAGAAGAGAAACAGAAAUGGAUAAUUUUCCAGUAAACAUGUCCCAGUGUCUGUUGACAUUUGGGGAUGUGUCUGUAGACUUCUCACAGGAGGAGUGGGAAUGCCUGGACUCUGCUCAGAGGGCUCUAUACAUUGAUGUGAUGUUGGAGAAUUACAGCAACCUGGUCUCUGUCGAGAACUAUUCCACAUGUGAUACUGUUCAUCAACAUGUGAAGACUCAAAAGGAGUCUUGUCAGCGUAAUAAUCUUGGUGAAAUGCUUCGUGAUCCCUCCCAUGAUGCACUUUAUAAAAGAGGUGACACUACAGAAACUUCUAAUAACCACAGAUGCUGUAAGGACAGGGAUUCCUCUGUUGACUCAUCAAACCAAUGCAGACAUAGGAGCAUCCACACUGGAGAAGAACCUUGCAUAUCUGAAGACUGUGAGAAAUCUUUAAAUGUGUGUUCCAGCAUUAUUCAAGAUAAAAGACUCUACACUGCAAAUAAAAAGCACAGAGAAGAUGAAUAUGACAACUAUUUCAACUGUACCUAUAAUCUCAUGCAACAAAAAGUUUACCUUGAAGAGAAAUCACAUGAGUGUGGGAAAUGCGGUAAAUGUUUCAGUACCUCCUCAAGGCUCAUUAAACAUCAGAGAAUUCAUACUGGAAACAAACCUUUCAAGUGUGACAUUUGUGACAAAUCCUAUAACCGGUGUGCAAAUCUUAAAAUACAUCAAAGAGUUCAUACCGGAGAGAAACCUUACAAAUGCAAAGAAUGUGGAAAGUCAUUUCGUCAAACCUCCGUACUUAAAAGCCAUCAGAAAAUGCAUACUGGGGAGAAGCCUUACAAAUGUAAGCAAUGUGACAAAUCCUUUGCCCACUCUUCCAGUUUUAGGACACACCAGAAAAUCCAUACUUCUGAGGAACAUUGUAGUUGUUCAGAAUGUGGCAGGGAAUUUCAUCAGCUUUCACACCUUAGAAAACAUUACAGACUCCAUACUGGAGAGAAGCCUUACAAAUGCAAUGAGUGUGACGCAUCCUUUACCCACUAUGCAUCAUUAAAAUGGCAUCAGAAAACUCAUACUCCAGAGAUACAUUAUGAGUGUAAAGAAUGUGGGAAAUCCUUUCUUGAAUUAUCACAUCUUAAAAGGCAUUCCAGAACCCAUACUGGUGAAAAGCCUUACAAAUGUGAGGUGUGUGACAAAUCCUUUUCUGUGAAUUCAGCUCUUAAGAUACAUUCGAAAAUUCAUACUGGUGAGAAACCUUACAAAUGUAUGGAAUGUGACAAGUCCUUUACUCAUAACUCAAAUCUUAGAGCACAUCAGAGAGUUCAUACUGGAGAGAAACCUUAUAAAUGUACAGAAUGUGACAAAUCUUUUACUAGGUGCUCCUACCUUAGAGCACAUCAGAAAAUUCAUACUUGAGAGAAACCUUAUAAAUGCUAAGACUGUGACAAACCUUUAUCCACCUUUCAAAUCUUAGAAGACAUCAGAGAGUUCAUACUAGAGAGAAACAUACCAAUGUAAAUCAUGUGAUAUAGCAUUUAUCCAGUAUUAUAUUGGCUUACAAAUCCUAACAUUAUACGUAAUAGAAACAUAAGGAUGAGAAACUUGUGAAAGCUUUUAAUGAAGUUUUUUAAAUCUUAGAAAAUAUCACAGAAUUUAAGUUAAAAUUUUGCAAAUGCUAUUGUGUGAAAAGUUCCCUUCCCCCUCCCUCUUCCUUUGUGUGUGUGAGUGUAUAGAUGCUUUUGUGGUUGUAUCAUUGCACUACAUUGCAUAGUGCGCAUGGAGGCCAGAAGCUGGCAAGAAAUCCCCUGAAGCUGGAGUUAAAGACAUUUGUGUCUUUGGGAAUUUUAGAGAAUUGGGGCAUUGAUUCCCCAAUCCUCUAAAAGAUUAGCUCUUGCUUUUAUAUGCUAAUCUAUCUCUCUACCCCCUGGGCAGAUUAGCAAUUAAAACAUCUUGUUCAUCUUCCAAAAAUUCAUAAUAAAAUUAUUAAUCCCAUGCACGUUUGUGAGCACCAUUUAAUCCCAGCACUCAACAAAGGAAAGAAGAUACCUGUGAAUUCAAGGUUGUCUUGUUAUGGACAACUCAAGGACAGGUAGAACUAUAUAAAUGUGUCUCAAAAAAUAAUAAUGAUGACAAAAUGUAAUAACAUUAAAAAUAUGGCAGAGAUCUCUAAUUGUUCUGUACAUCACAAAGUUUAUAUUUCUGAGAAACCAUAUAAAGUUAUACCAUAUAUAGUUCCAUGUCUUGCUCUUCAUUGGGAAUUAUACCUCCCCCAAAUGCAUUGAAUUUGACAAAGCUAUUACCUAGUGCUGAAAUUGCUGACAUAAAAGCAAAUUCAUCAUGAGAAAAAACACACAAAAACUCUAAUAAACUCUCAUCUUUUAUUCACCUUCAAAUUCUUUAUACUAGAGUCAAGCCUUACAAAUAGCAAGAACAUAAGAAACUAUAAAGAGAUAUAUAAGCUGUGCAUGUAGCAUCACAGGCAUGCUCACAAACAAAUCAGAAAUUGGCAAGAGUACUGGGCUUGGUGGUGCAGACCUUUACUUCCAACACCCUGGAGGCAGAAACAAAUGGAUCUCUGAGUUCAAGAUCAGCUCUCAAGAAAAACCAGUGAGGGUGCACAGAAAUUCAUUUUGCACUAUUGAAGAAAAAUUGGGAGGUAUUAACCAAUGUUUUAAAUUAAAAGCAUAUAGCUGUCAUUAACAGCCUGUCACUCUCAAAGAGGUAAGAGAGACUAAGGGACGCUCCAUCAACUGUUAUUAAAUGGUAAUCAUCUGAUUCUUACACAGUUGCUUGUUCUUAGAAACGUCUGAAUGGUUGUGAAUCUCUUAUCUACUACCUGCUGUAAGAGGAGGCUUCUUUCACCAAGCUGGAGAGUUGUACAAACUGGAUAUGAAUAUUUAGAUGCCAAAUUAACAGCAGAAUCACUAACAAAAUUUCAAUUAGGUAUGUCCUUGGACCUACACUACCCAAGCCUUGGUGUUUGACCAUGGUAUAAAUUCCUCUCUAUGGGCAGGUCUCAAAUCCAAUCAAGAGACAGGUUGGCUAUAGACAUCUCAUUUUUGUUGAUCAUUUAGGAGCAUUUUUCCUCCCCACUACUCCAGUACAUAUUUGAACAAUUCUGUUCCCAAUAUCCUCGCUCUCUUUCAUAUCACCCAUAAUCUAUUAUCCAUUCUUGCUUCCUGCAUCUCCCUUCUACUGGUCAAUUUCUAGCUUCUACAUGCAGUCUUACUUGAAUGAACAGAAACUUUGAAGCUAAGAUCCACAUAUAAGAGCAAAUGUGCUGUUUGACUGUUAGGGACCAGGAGGCAGAAUUCACCAUAAUUUCUAGUUAUCUACUUUUACAUCAAGAUACCACACUUUUAUUUUUAUUUACAACUUGAGUAAUAUGUCAGGUUCCAUAGAUAUGUAUCAUAUUUUCACUUAUCCAUGUAUCAGUUGAUGGAUAUCUGAAUUGAUUCCGGGCCUAGUGUGGUGGUUUGAAUAGGUGUGGCCCUCAGAGAUUCAUGUGUUUGAAUCCUUGGCCAUAGGAAUUGGACUAUUAAGUGUGGCCUUGUUGGAAGAAGUGUGUCACUGUGGAGAUGGACUAUGAGGUCUCUCAGGUUCUUCCCAGUGCAGAAGAUAGUCUCCUCCAAGAAUCCUGUUGAAGAUAGUCUCCUCCUGGCCUUCUGAUGUAGAACUCCUCUAUUACCAUGUCUGCCUCCAGGAUGGCAUGCCUGUUGCCAUGAAGAUAAUGGACUAAACCUCUGAAACUGUAAGCCAGGCCCAAUUAAAUGUUUUCCUUUAUGAGUUGCCUAGGUCAUGGUGUGUCUACAAAGCAAUAAAACUGUAACUAAGAAGUGGUA